AUGCCUGGAAAGGACCUGAAGAUUUCCAAGAAAGACUGGGUACAAGAGUUCCCUGAAGUAAAAGCAGGACUUCGAGACGCAACCUUGAGCUGCAUCGAAGAACGGCCCGGUCAAAAAUAUGGUCAUUUUCAAAAUCUAGCAGAAGAUCGUAUAAAGCGACUUACAUUUAGCACGAACGCUUGGAACGGGCUCAACGUAUUCGAGCGCUCGCAAUCAGGACCACCAGGGGCUACCACUGAUUCCAAAACCAUCGACCAUUAUUUUUCGUUGAUGGUCGAGAGUCAUGAGUACUGCUUGUGCGCUGGCGAGCUGAAGCCAUGGGGUGUCAUUCAGAAGGACGAAUGGUCCGGGGCCAAGACUAUGGGAACAGUCACCAAAAGGCUAGGGCAAGAGAUGAGAGGUUUCACGCGACCACUCGAGAAGACAUUAGAAGUCAAGACUGUUUGA
Pyricularia oryzae 70-15 is the source of this 447-nucleotide messenger RNA. RefSeq lists its product as uncharacterized. The transcript has 3 exons. NCBI's taxonomy places the organism in Eukaryota, Fungi, Ascomycota, Sordariomycetes, Magnaporthales, Pyriculariaceae. The record is from RefSeq and is a predicted model, not a curated record. The coding region runs from base 1 to 447 and encodes 148 amino acids.